Molecule: messenger RNA, 2779 nt
Organism: Aspergillus ochraceoroseus IBT 24754
Lineage: Eukaryota; Fungi; Ascomycota; Eurotiomycetes; Eurotiales; Aspergillaceae
Product: MRX complex nuclease subunit
Exons: 3
Coding region: 258-2639 (793 amino acids)
Biological process (GO): mitotic G2 DNA damage checkpoint signaling; mitochondrial double-strand break repair via homologous recombination; telomere maintenance
Cellular component (GO): nucleus; Mre11 complex
Molecular function (GO): manganese ion binding; DNA endonuclease activity; 3'-5'-DNA exonuclease activity
Source: RefSeq, a predicted model, not a curated record
AGGGGAGGCCUUCUGUUGGGUUUUUCUUUUUACAUAAUAAUGGUUAUGUGAAGAAAAGGAUAGAGGGUGCUCUCUCCGAUCCCAGAAUUCAAUUAUUUCCUUUUGGUCUCUGUCGUUAUUUUCCCAGGCAGCAGCAGCAUCUCCCGAGGUCGAUGAUUGACUACCUAACGCGAACUUGACUAUUCAACCCCGAACUUCUUCUCUCUUUUGUCAUUCAUAGUUCCAUCUUGGAUGACUAUCCGACCACAGUGAUUGAAAUGGCCGAACUUGGAGACGCGGAAACGAUCCGCAUCCUGGUCUCGACUGACAACCAUGUUGGAUAUAAUGAACGAGACCCUAUCCGAGGGGAUGACAGCUGGAAAAGCUUCCACGAAGUGAUGUGUUUAGCCACGAAGCAUGAUGUGGAUAUGGUCCUUUUGGCAGGCGACCUUUUCCAUGAGAAUAAACCUUCACGGAAGUCCAUGUACCAAGUGAUGCGCUCAAUGCGCAUGAACUGUCUUGGUGACAAGCCCUGUGAGCUAGAGUUUCUCAGUGAUGCUAGUGAAAACUUCCAGGGAGCAUUCAACCAUGUGAAUUACGAGGACAUGGAUAUCAACGUCGCUAUCCCUAUCUUUUCCAUUCACGGUAACCAUGAUGACCCGUCUGGAGAGGGUCACCUGGCCGCUUUGGAUAUCCUACAGGUGUCUGGAUUGAUCAAUUACUACGGACGGACUCCAGAAUCGGAUAAUAUCCAGAUCAAGCCCGUCCUGCUACAGAAAGGUCGAACUAAGUUGGCAUUGUAUGGAAUGAGUAACGUCCGAGAUGAACGAUUGUUUCGCACUUUCCGUGACGGCAAGGUGAAAUUCUUCCGACCAUCAAUACAAAAGGAUGAUUGGUAUAAUCUAAUUUGUGUCCAUCAAAAUCAUCACGCUUACACAGAGACUGGAUAUCUCCCGGAAAACUUUCUCCCAGAGUUUCUGGACCUUGUGGUCUGGGGCCACGAGCACGAAUGCUUGAUUAAUCCUCGUAUCAACCCCGAGACCAAGUUCCGCGUUAUGCAACCGGGCUCGUCCGUUGCGACAUCCCUGGUGCCGGGUGAAGCUGUGCCGAAACAUGUGGCAAUUUUGAGUAUCACUGGCAAGGAGAUGAAAUGCGAACCAAUCCGGCUCAAGUCAGUGCGUCCGUUUGUGAUGAAAGAGAUAGUCCUCUCGGAAGAGAAAGGUGCACAGAAAUUAGCCCGAAAAGAGAACAAUCGAACCGAAGUGACACGUUUCCUUAUGACGAUUGUCGAGGAGCUUAUCGAGGAAGCCAAAGCGGAAUGGCUAGAAAUGCAAGACGGGGCAGCAGAUGACGAGGAGCUGGAAAUACCACUACCAUUAGUAAGACUUCGUGUGGAAAUAUCUACGCCAGAAGGCGGCAGCUAUGACUGCGAAAACCCGCAGCGGUUCUCCAAUCGGUUCGUGGGCAAGGUUGCCAACGUCAACGACGUGGUACAGUUUUACCGCAAGAAGAAAGCCGCUACUACGAGUACAGGCCGGAAGAAGGGGAAUGAGGUCGAAGAAACGUCCAUAUCACAUCUUACGGCCUUGGAUACCGUGAAAGUUGAACAACUGGUGCAGGAAUUCCUCGCGUCACAGUCCCUAUCCAUUCUUCCACAAAAUUCUUUUGGGGACGCUGUUGCGCAGUUUAUCGACAAAGAUGACAAACACGCGAUGGAAAUGUUUGUCAACGAUUCUCUUGACGGCCAAAUUAAACACCUGCUAUCUCUCGACCGUGAUAGCGAGACGGAGGAAGAUGCUACGCCGCAGAGCUCCCUGCAGCAAGCCAUGGAGAAAUACCGGUCCCAAAUGGAGGAGAUGUUCUCCAAGGGCGUUAAGAAACGCUCUCGAGGGAAGAAGCGAUUCAAACCCAAACCCGACGGGUGGGACAGCGAAUUCGACGGUUCCUGGGAAGAUCAACCAGGCGCACUGAUCCACUCUGAUAACGAGGGGGGCAAUUCCCCUGACGACAAGGACGGUGCCGAGCCGGCCACCGGACGAUCCACGACUUCCACCCGUGGCCGCGGUCGUGGUAGAGGAGGGACAGCUGCAGCCACCCGGAAAGCAGGCACUACGACGAAGAAAAGUGCACCUACGAAAACAACGCGGGCUCGCGGCCGUCGCGCCGUCUCUGACGAAGAAGAAGAAGAAAAAGAACACGAAGACCACGACGUGGUCAUGAUAGACGAUGACGACGAUGACAACAACCAACCCCAACCGCUCUCCGAUAUCGAGGAAGACUCCGACUCCCAAGCCCUAUUUGUCAAACAACCGGCCUCGAAAUCUCGCAAAGGUAAGGGGGGCAGCACCACUACUAAUACUACGACCACAACAAGAACAACCAGCCAGCGCCAAUCGAAACGCUCGGUGCCAUCUCCUGCUUCCUCGAAUACCGUGGGUGGGACAGCUGCACGCAAACCAAGAGGAGCAGCAGGCAAACAAACACAGUUGACGCUGGAUUUUGUCGGGUCUCAAUCUAGUGCGCGUGGGUCUACAGCCGCGAGUAGUAAUACGAGAUCCAUGCGGCCGAAUCGGACCACUCGAAGUGUCAGUGUUCUGAGUGAGGACGUUGAUGAUAGUGAUGGAUUUGAGCCGAUGCCGAGUAGUCGACGGAGGAGGUAGAUAAUACUUCACAUACCCCCGGAUUCCAUCUGCCCGAGAAAGCGAGUCAUCCGGCCCCAGUUAGAAUCACCCAGUAGAACGAGGGAACGACAAGAAGGACCAAUGGAAUCUAGUAGGAUAGGAGAAGAGCAUCUCCAGCG